AUCGUAUACUAGGACAGACCCAGCUUGUUACCACAAGCACAGAAGUUACUCAGGGAUGGGGUUUGCGACAACUGCUUUCCUGAUGGUAUAACAUUCACAACAUUAAAAUCUCUUCAUCACUACUCUGGACAUCACUUUUACCAACAGGUUUCUGUACUAUAUUUAUGUCUGAGGGAACUGCCUUUCCAUCUGAUUUCAUCAGAGCCCUGUUGGAUAUCUCAACAGGAGUAGAAACUGAUGAAUCAGGAGAAGGCCAGGAUAUAUCUCCAAGAAUAUUCCUGGUCCGAACUCCACGCUUGCAAGGUUGAAUCUGGGAAACAUCAGGACUGUAGAAGCUGCUGAUUCUCCGGUAAUCUUUACCUAGUAAACCAUCCAGAGGAGUUGUUUGUCUUGAAGAAGAUGAAGUAGAUGGAGUCGAUGGUUUUGUUUCCAAUAUCUGGGGUGGAGUCCUUGGUAUCUGUCUUCCAGCUGGGAUUAUUGUCAUUGAAGACAGUGAAUCGUCAGGUUUACAGCUGUCACCAAUAUUAUAGCUGUCAUCUGGCUUACAGCUGUCUGCUACUGUACAGCUGUCAACAAGACCAACAUCACAAGCACCUGGUCUAGCUUCUGUGUUCAAAUCAACAUCCUUCAAAGGUUCCCUGGCAUCAGAGUUGGCCCCUAUUUUAAAAGCUUUCUUUGCAUUUCCCUGAACAACUGCUCUCACCUUAGUUUUAACUCCUUGAGUUCCAUAAACAUGUUCCAGUUUAUCCAUGAGAGCUGUGAUUAUCCUCGAGAACUGGUUCUCCUCCAGCAGGUUCUGGUUCUCACCCACCAAGUGACCCAGGCCGGUCAAAUUCAAGUACCUCUAUCUUCUUGUGAACAGCAGGAAAGAAUGAAUGACUCGAAGGUGGUUUGGGUUGGUGUUGAUGCAUUUCGGGAGAAUAUGUCUCGACCUAGACGUCUGGAGAAGCAUGCAAGUUUUCGAUCUUAUCAAGGAUCUGGUGGUGAUAGUAAAAGAUCAGGGAACUCCUCUCAAUCUAGCUCUCGAAGUAACGCUGUUCAGGUUUCUCCAACUUCACAUGGUUCAAAAGAGUCGAUGAUUACCUGUGACGCCUCAAAUGAAUUAAAGGAUGAGCUCAGUAACAAUGGAUCUGAAGAAUCAAGUAUUCUAAAUGGUUUGGAGACUGGUGAAGAGCUCAGAUCAAGAUUUUUCCGGGAGAUUCAAGCUGAGCUAGAUCAGACUACUGAGUGGAAUAAUAAAAUAUCAGUCCUGAAAUCUCUUCUGGCCGGAGUAGGUCAAUCCAACUCAGAAGACGAGAUCAAUUUCUCUGACUCUGUUCCAGUUGAGAAGAAAGAGAUCGAUGACCAGGAUCAGGUUGAUCAAGUUGGUCAGGCACAGAUUCAAGGUUCUCAUCACGACCUCAAUUCACAAUUAAAACCAGCUUCUGUAACCAAGCAAGCUAGGGUUGCCCACAAGAUGUAGGAGAGUCGAUAAAUACCUCUGACCAAGUAUCCUAUGAUCUAAAGGUUAGAUGUUGCUUAAAUAGAUAAAAUCUUCGUUAAAAAAAAGAAAUGGGAAAGAAAAUGCCAUGUUUUUUGUUAUGCAAGGACCACUAUUAUUUUGGACUCAAUUACUGUACAUUGUAUAUAUAUUCUUUGAAAAUUUUAAA
Molecule: messenger RNA, 1649 nt
Organism: Eurytemora carolleeae
Lineage: Eukaryota; Metazoa; Arthropoda; Copepoda; Calanoida; Temoridae
Exons: 4
Coding region: 734-1462 (242 amino acids)
Source: RefSeq, a predicted model, not a curated record